GACGGGCGCUCUUCCGCCGGGGCGGGCCGGGUGCCGGGUGGCGGCGUGGGGCCUCGGCUCGGUCCGGGGAGGGGAUCGCGGGCUGCGGGCGCUGUGCAGCGGUGUCCGCGUGAGGGCAUCGGUUCCCCCGCACAGCUGCUCUUCGCCCGCACGUCUGGGUGCUUUUACGCUCCGGAAUCAACCGCGGUAACAAAGCCAAGCCAAUGAACGACAGGUUGGAGGCUUUUGAUAGCCGCGUGCCGUGCUUUUCAUCUGACGCGGUCUGAUCGCUUCCCGCAGCGAUGGCAGCCAGUCCCAUCGUGACGUCUAAGCGGCGGGACGAGGCGGUCCGCGGGGUCCGCACCGAGGUGGUUUGCACCGCGUUCUCCAACUCCAUCCUCGUGGUGGUCACGCAGUACGGCAAGAUGGGCACGCUCGUCUACGUGGACCCCGACACCAUAGGGGACAACGUUGGCAGGCCUUCGCUCAGCACCAAAGUGCUGCUGGGCAAGGAUGAGCCCCUCGUCCACGUUUGUGCCAAAAACCUGGUGGCAUUUGUGUCUCAGGAAGCUGGGAACAAACCUGUUCUUCUCGCUAUGGCUUUGAAGGACAAGACCAUGGAAGGAAUACAAGCUCUACGGGAAGUGAUCCGAAGUUGCCAAGUGUGGUGAAGUUGUACCAUCUGGAUUCAAGGAAAUGAUCUGGAGUCCGUGACUCAUCACCACUUUUUUGAGAGGACAAGAAAUGAAAAUGAUGGAAUGUCUUUGUGCUGGUUUUGGACACGCUUAGGAAUGUGAUGAAUUUUUCUCUACUGUGUAGAAUGGUUGUGGGUUUUGUUCCUCUGACAGGUUUGCGGUCCAGAUAGUUGGUGAUGAGAUGAGAACAAUAGCCUCAGUAUACAAAAGAAAUGUUAUAUUUGUCACCUGGGGAGGGAUGUAUAUCUGGGAAACAUCACAGCUCUGCAUUUGUGCCCGAGGAGUGAUGGAUGCCAAGCUCUGUAGCUACACUGUACCGCAAAGGGGAACACCCAGUGCAGAGUGAGUAAAAGAAACAUUGAUGAAUCUAAUUUUACAUGGUUGGUUGUUUUUUUUUGCUCUGCAAAAAUCACUUCAAUUGAAAUGCAAGCCUCUGUAACAAAUAAACAGCAAUUGCAUAAUAGGAAA
Phasianus colchicus (ring-necked pheasant) is the source of this 1142-nucleotide messenger RNA. It is a transcript of the gene PSMG3, whose product is annotated as proteasome assembly chaperone 3. Gene Ontology annotation, biological process: proteasome assembly. Lineage: Eukaryota; Metazoa; Chordata; Aves; Galliformes; Phasianidae. The record is from RefSeq and is a predicted model, not a curated record.